UCAGGAAUAUAGCAUCACAAAUAAAUUAUUUACGUUGUAAAAUUUAGCACAUCGAUUUGGACGCAAAGAAAAAUAAACGCGAGGAGCACGGAAGAAAUCGUUGACCGAAAAAGUAACUCUCGGGUGACGAACGGUCGGUUUUAAAUCAAUUACAUCUUCGGAUAUCGAUGUUCCUCCUUAACUAGGUCAAUCGUUUACGUGAAGCGGAUUGUAUCAUCAUGGUUGAACAACCUUGAAUUAAUUCUCUUUCCGAAAAUAUAGUCUUCAUAUAUAUCCUCGCAAAAAAAAAGUCUAUAACGAAGAGUCUGCCGUGGCAGAGGCUAAUAUUAACUCCUUGUCGUUCAAACUGUCUCUCAUGAAUGAGUAAAAAUCAAGUAGUUCAUUUUCAAUUUAAUCUAGUACGAACGUUAUCAAAUAUAGUAAAUAAUUAUACUGUGUAAUUGGCGAUACUCUUCUUUCAGGGUUGUUCCAAUCUUUAAAUAUCAAAGAAAAAAAAACAAUAGAUGCCUGAUUAUCUGACACAAACGUUCGAAGUAAGAAGCAAUAUGCAUAUUCGACAGAUUUUUUUACAGCAUUUUACGCAAUAGUAUCGUAAAUUAAACAUAGGUAUAAAUUUAGGUUGGAAGAUGCUCGCACAUUGAUGAUACGUGGCGCGUUUCCUUAAUACAAAUACAUGGCGCGUACUGUCUAAUCGUUACUAAUUAGCUCUCUCUAGGACGUCGUUAAGUCGAUGAUGAACAGUCUCGUUCUCAUCACGACGCAACUGACGCGUCCUACGAGCUACGAAUUAAGAGCAGCUCCGGCAGUUGCGUGUCUACGCGCGAUGGACGAAGUGUUCCAUCAUCAAUUCGCGACGGAAUGUAUCUACUUUGGAGCUAGAGCUAAUAGAGAAUGUAAUGAGGCAAAGUUAAGUGAUGUCGCAACCUCUUAAAAUAUUCUGCGGAUAUUUUACGAGCGCUGCUAAAAGGUCAAUCUUAACGAGUAAUUUUGACGAGAGCCGUCGCACUAUUCUGACGACGAGAACGCACAUUAAUAUCCCAUGCUAUUUGUCUCAUUCGAAAGAGAGUAUCGCGUUAACGCUGUCGUAACGCACGCAUAGCUUACUGCGGAAUAUUUGUUAAAGAAUUACCGAGGCAAUUAUCAUAAUGAAUCUACGAUUAGUCACUCCAGCGACCUUCGCUUCGCGCGUACUCGCCGAUAUUUUAUGCCGCGCAUAAAUUUACGGCGAACUAUAAUAAGGGGAAAAAAAAGAAAAGAAACAACGCAGUAGAUCCCAAGGAUCGUUGCAAAACAACAUCCGCUACAGGCGGUCACGAAGACACGCGCAGGGAGAAUCGAUGAGGAGACGCAUCAUCCGCUCGUUUUUCGCAGUGAAAAUGGCAGAGGAAGGCGCGGGUGGAUCGGGAAACGGGAGCAGCGGCGAGACGAGCCGUUUGCAGCUUCUCCAGGAGAUGCGACAGCAGAACUUCGACACCAUACGAUUCGCGUCGUACCGCACCGCCUGCAAGCUAAGAUUCAUACAGAAGAAAGUGCACCUGCACAACGUCGAUAUAUGGAACGUGAUUGAGGCAUUUCGAGAGAACGGUCUGAACACGUUGGAGCCGUCGAGCACCUUAGGAGUAUCCAGACUUGAAACACUACUGUCUUCCUUGUUUCACGCGCUGAACAAGAGAGUGCCGGUGUCGCAACAGGCCAAAGUUGACGCUACCACGGCGUUGCUAAUGAACUGGUUGCUGGCUGCUUACACCAGCGGGGAGAACAAUAAGAUAUCCGUGUUCUCGGUAAAGGUGGCCCUGGCGACGUUAUGCGCGGGAAAGCUCAUGGACAAAUUUCGAUAUAUAUACUCGCAAAUAUCCGACAGCAACGGGCACAUGAUACACUGGAGGUUCGCCGAUUAUCUGAAAGAAGUUCUAGCUUUAACCGCGGCGGUCUACGAGUCCCCGUCGUUCGGAUAUUCCGACGGUCUCGCUAACUCCAUUUUUCCCCCGAAUUCCAAAGUCACUGUAAACGACUUCCUGGACACGCUCAUGUCGGAUCCUGGACCGCAUUGCUUAAUCUGGUUGCCGUUGUAUCACAGAAUGGCGGCCGUGGAAACAGUUGCCCAUCCUAUUAUGUGCGACGCGUGUCACAGGGAGAACUUCACCGGGUUCCGAUACAGAUGUCAGAAGUGCCAUUCGUACCAGCUAUGUCAAGACUGUUUCUGGCGCGGUAAAGUUUCAGGGACGCACAAUAAUGACCACGAAACAAGAGAGUACAGCAGCUUCAAAUCACCAAGCAAGCAGAUUGGCCAUUCCCUGCGAAAAAGCUUUAGAUGCGUCCCCGAGAAGGGGAAGAACAGUCUACCGCGAUUCCCGGAACAACCCGAGAAGACGCUAGAUCUGUCGCAUAUAGUCCCACCGUCACCUUUACCAUCUCACAACGGUUUUCCAGAUCCGGGAUUUAUGGCCCCCUUUGAUUCAGGAUCGGUGGAUAGUCGUUCGACUCUGAGAAGUAUGGACAGUUCAAGACUGGACGAUGAACAUAAAUUAAUAGCACGAUAUGCACAAAGGUUGGCACAAGAAGCUAGGACCAUGCCUCGUACCGCGUCCAGAAUGUCCCAGGCAGAUCAAGCAGGUCGAGCACCAUCGGAUAUGAACCUGGCAUCGUUAGAUGCGUCGCGGGCGCAGCGCGAGCUUAUAUCGCAGUUGGAGGCAAAGAACAAGGAAAUAAUGCGCGAGAUAGCAAGGUUAAGAAGGCAACAGGAGAUAGAAGCCGCGGGUUUGGAAAAUCCGGCGUUAAUGUCAGAAUUGCGAGCUUUGAGGCAAAGAAAGGAUGAACUGGAGACGCAUUUGGCGACGUUACAAGAUUCUAGGAGGCAAUUAAUGGUACAGCUGGAGGGUUUAAUGAAAAUGCUAAAGAAUCAUCAAGCAUCACCACGAUCAACACCAAACAGUUCACCACGAAGUACGAAGUCGCCGCCCUUGCCACCCGGUGUCAUACCGAGCAGCAGGUCGGCACCGCCGACUCCCGGCGGGCCCUUGUCUACGACACCUCAACAGCAGCAGCAGCAGCAGCAACAACAGCAAAUGCAGCAACAAAUGCAACAACAAAUGUCUCAGAGCUAUCAAAAUCCCGUACCGACAACGACAGUGGCUAACGUGCAAGGCAACGCUAUGCUCGGCACGAUACAGAAUCCCAUUCCAGAUAGCUUAUCGUGCGUUGGCGGCGAUGUAAGGUCUGCGUUCAGGACAAACAGCUUACCAGGGAGCGGUUCCAGCAGUGCCAAUAAUAGUUUGGGCCGAUCCUUAAGAAACGACUUACUGGUAGCUGCCGACAGCGUUACUAAUGCCAUGUCAACGCUUGUGAGGGAAUUAAAUUCAGACUCAGACCAGGAGGACCAUUCUCACAACUCGGGGCUAAUGAACAUCAGAAAACCGCUAGACUUUGAAGCCGGAGAGGAUGGAGACGAUAGCAGCGGCGGUGGGAAUUCCUGGCGAGAGGAGCUGCAACGGCGUUAUCAGCAGGAGAAUGACUUUUUGGCGGAAUUGCGAUCUCGUAACAGUAUACCGCAAACACCGUCGGCCACGCUGUCCAACGAGCAGGAGCAGGAGAGAGGCGAGAGAGAAGAGGCGGACGGUGAAAAGGAAGACGAAGAUGAAGCCAACUGGGCGGAAGCGGUGAAAAGAUGGGUCAAUCGAUAAGUUGAUCCAGCAAGGAGUACUGGGCGUUAGGUGUUUAAGAUACAAGUUUGAGGAAUCCGAUGAAGAGAAGACGUGACAGCGAUCGAACCACAUACACGUACACGCUGUGGACUAAUACUUCGAUAUUAGUAUACAAUGUAAUCUUAGGAAGAAUUGAAUGUCGUGCGAUUAUGAAAACCUAUGCAUUUUGUAAGGCGGUACUUGCGGUCGAAAAACGACGCGAAAAUCGACGAACAAAUCGUACGGAAGUCAUGAAGAUUUUCACGUGUACGAAACACAAGUACCGUAAUUCAUUCGUAGAAUGGCAUUUGUAUCGUGAGCAUACAAUGAUUUUGCUACUCCAUUUAUUUGCAAUUUGUGAUGUAAUAAGACUUUCCGAGUUUGUUAAAUAUACACCCAUACAUAUAUAUAUAUAUAUAUAUAUAUAUAUAUAUAUAUAUACGACUCGAAAAUAAGCAUUUUGCGUUUUAUUACAUUUUUUAUUUAUUGUUAUAAUUGUUACCACCAUUUGUAAUUACUAUUAAGCGAAUGAAAUGCGAUACACAAGAGUACUGCAUGUAUCUUGUAAUUCCAUUGCUUUAAAGCUACUAUAAUUUUAAGGGAAUAUAUAUGUACAUAUUAACUGACGAAAUGGUUUUGUCAUCUCGCAAUAUUACUCAUUCACGCAGACAUUUAUAUUAUAAAUCAUACGAAAAAUUUUGCACACGUUACCAUACCAUUGACCAAGCCCGAAAUAAUUAACUUGUAACAGUAAGGUGAUUGCAAUUAAAUCAAUUUUUUAAUAAAUUACGAGUUUAGCGGAAACUUGGUUUGGAGAGCCAAAGUGUGUUUUUGUACAUUCGUACCGGCGCUUGACGUACAAUAAACGCUAUUAAAUAAAAAAGUAAUGAUAUAUAAACGAGUAAAAAAAUAUUGACGCAUUAGAUGACGCUUCAAGUGCUUUGAAUUCGCAUUUACAAUUGCAGAGUAAAAAGAGUAGAGGAAAAACGAAACUAGUCUUACGUACAAAAUACUCGUUUUUUUUUUUCAGUUCCUAGGAUAUAAGAGAGUAUUCCAAUUAAUAAUCCAAUUGUUAAAACAUGACUGCUACUGAUAAGAACCAAUGCGUUUUGUAACAUUUAAAUGGCAUACCCUGUCCGCGAAUCCUGUGUAUAUAUACAUAUUUGACGUCAGAAUUCCUUUUGUCUAUCUCUUUACGUAUGAAAAUGAUGUAGCGCCUAUGAAAACUGAAUAAAAGUUUAUAGAUAGACAUCAAAAUGGUUGUUUAUUUUAUAAUGGUUAUUAUACAAUGUUUAUUUUACUAAUUUAACACUCGGAUAAUAAUCUUUUAUUCUAAUAAACUCAUUCAUAAUCUGACUCUAUCAUAAUUGUUUUAUAUUAUCUCUUUUUAUUUUGUUGUCUUGUAUCCUGGAAAUAUUUUUGGCAUAUUUUUGACAUAAUAAAUUAAAUCUAAAUUAAUAAAAAGACAUGUAC
Temnothorax curvispinosus is the source of this 5153-nucleotide messenger RNA. Its product is annotated as dystrobrevin beta-like. Gene Ontology annotation, molecular function: zinc ion binding. Gene Ontology annotation, cellular component: synapse; plasma membrane. Lineage: Eukaryota; Metazoa; Arthropoda; Insecta; Hymenoptera; Formicidae. Gene Ontology annotation, biological process: synaptic signaling. The transcript has 16 exons. The record is from RefSeq and is a predicted model, not a curated record. Bases 1338 to 3680 code for a protein of 780 amino acids.